Molecule: messenger RNA, 807 nt
Organism: Sitodiplosis mosellana (orange wheat blossom midge)
Lineage: Eukaryota; Metazoa; Arthropoda; Insecta; Diptera; Cecidomyiidae
Product: beta-1,4-galactosyltransferase 2-like
Exons: 2
Coding region: 1-807 (268 amino acids)
Biological process (GO): carbohydrate metabolic process; glycosphingolipid biosynthetic process
Molecular function (GO): N-acetyl-beta-glucosaminyl-derivative 4-beta-N-acetylgalactosaminyltransferase activity
Source: RefSeq, a predicted model, not a curated record
AUGGAUACAGCAGUAAAUACGAAAUUACCAAAAUGUGAUUACGAACAAAUCAUCUUUGGAAAUGAGUUUGCUUACAGAGGCGCUUAUUUUAGAGAGCUAUUAAACUUAAAUGAAAUUCGCCAAGGCGGUGAGUUCAUACCAUCGGAAUGUAGGCCAGAAUUCAGCACCGCAAUCAUAAUACCAUAUCGUCAUCGAAAAGACCAGCUAGAAGCAUUUAUCGUUUAUAUUCAUAACUUUAUGCGACAACAACAGAUUCAUUAUCGCAUUUUUUUGGUUGAACAAAACGAUGAGAAGCCAUUCAAUCGAGCAAAACUCCUGAACAUUGGAGCAGUCCAUGCGAUUAAAGAGAAAUUUCCCUGUUUGAUAUUUCAUGAUGUUGAUUUGUUUCCAAUGAAUGUUGGCAAUUUAUAUGUGUGCACAGCUCAGCCCCGGCACAUGCCUGUUUACAUCGAUAAAUAUCAUUUUAAUGUGGUUUACAAAGACUAUUUUGGUGGCUGUGUUGCAAUGCGAACCGAAACCUUUCAGAUCAUCAACGGAAUGUCGAAUUUAUUUUUCGGAUGGGGAGGUGAAGAUGAUAAUUGCUUUGAUCGUGUCAAAUCGAAAGGAUUCAAAAUAUGUAGAUUCGGACCCAAUUAUAGCAAGUACAUGAUGCUUCCGCAUAAAAAAGAAAUACCAAUCGUACAUCUUAAAGCGUUGAUGGAAAAUGCAGCAAAACAAUUCCACACCGAUGGACUCAAUUCGUUGAAUUAUACGGAAAAAAUUGUGAUACUGCAACCAUUCUACACACAUAUCCGGGUGGAACUUUGA